ACUUAUAUUUUGUUAUCUUUGUUUUUUUACACACAUUGCUGAGAAGAAAUUGAGCUUCUAAUUUCUUUCAUUGCUAAAAUGAAGGGCUUGAGUGUUCAUCAACUCCAAUUCAUUUUUGGCCUCUUGGGUAAUAUAAUAUCUUUUAUGGUCUUCUUAGCACCUGUGCCAACAUUUUGGACAAUCUACAAAAAGAAAACUUCAGAAGGGUUCCAUUGUAUACCAUAUGUGGUGGCUCUAAUGAGUGCAAUGUUGCUUCUCUAUUAUGCUGUGCUUAAGACCAAUGCCUAUUUGUUAAUCAGCAUAAACUCUUUUGGAUGUGUCAUUGAAGUUAUCUAUAUUGCACUCUACUUCUAUUAUGCUCCUAGAAAGCAAAAGAUAUUUACAUUGAAGUUGUUGAUGAUAUUCAACUUGGGGAGUUAUGGAGUAAUGGUAGGGGGAACAAUGCUUUUAUUUCAUGGAAAUAAGCGCACAGAUGCUGUUGGAUGGAUUUGUGCAGCUUUCAAUCUUGCUGUUUUUGCUUCUCCUUUGAGCAUCAUGAAAAGAGUAAUAAAAACAAAAAGUGUGGAGUAUAUGCCAUUUUCACUAUCAUUCUUUCUGACUCUAUCAGCCACUAUGUGGUUUUUCUAUGGCUUCUUCAUCAAAGAUCUCUUCAUUGCUCUACCAAACAUUGUGGGGUUUCUACUAGGAAUGAUCCAAAUGAUAAUGUACAUGAUAUACAAAGAUAGAAAGGGAAAUAACUUUGAAGGAAAAGAAGAGAAACUUGAGGAAGGAGGUGACCAAAGUCUCUCAAAAGUCAAGAAUCAAAGAGAAACAAAGGAGAUCAAUAUGGGAGAAACCAAUAACAAUGCAUGAAUAUAAAAGGGCUUGUGUCUAGGAAGGUGUAAAGAAAAAUAUAAUGUGUUGCAUGAGAGUUAGAGAGUAAGGUUGCUUUAAUAUAGUGUGUAAGAAUACAAAGGGAUGUGCUUUGCAUUUAGAGAACUUCAAUGAAAUAAUGGGUUACCUUUCUUA
Molecule: messenger RNA, 1008 nt
Organism: Benincasa hispida (wax gourd)
Lineage: Eukaryota; Viridiplantae; Streptophyta; Magnoliopsida; Cucurbitales; Cucurbitaceae
Product: bidirectional sugar transporter NEC1-like
Biological process (GO): carbohydrate transport
Cellular component (GO): membrane
Molecular function (GO): sugar transmembrane transporter activity
Source: RefSeq, a predicted model, not a curated record